Penicillium nucicola is the source of this 1386-nucleotide messenger RNA. RefSeq names its product glycoside hydrolase family 39 protein. The coding region runs from base 1 to 1386 and encodes 461 amino acids. The record is from RefSeq and is a predicted model, not a curated record. The transcript has 3 exons. NCBI's taxonomy places the organism in Eukaryota, Fungi, Ascomycota, Eurotiomycetes, Eurotiales, Aspergillaceae.
AUGAAGCAUUCAUCCAUUCAGGCUAUUUCUAUAGCCCUUGCAGCCGCAUCAACCGGUUCAGCAGAGAGCAUAGCUAGAAGAAGUAUCUCCGGAACAUCGACUGUCAAUUUGGCCGAUAAGAUAGGCCCAGCUGAGUUUCUUGGCUCUGGCUUCCUCUAUGGUAUCCCCGACAAUGGCGUAAGUGCCGACUCCAGCGUUCCCGACGAGUUCUUCACCGGAAUCAAUUUCAAGACAUGUCGUGGUGGAGGUGGCCAAGUCGACGCCGUUGGCUGGGCUACUGGAGGCUACAAUGGCUACAUUGGGCGCUUUCAGUCUGCACUCUCCAACUAUCGAACAACCCGCAACCACGGCGGAGACUUCAUUCUGAUGGCCUCCGACAUGUGGGGUGCUCAAGGCGGAGCAACUGCAGAGUACCCCUUCCCUGGUGAUAACGGCAACUGGACAGAAAUGGAAAUAUUUCUUGGUCAGGUUAUCAGUGACAUCAAAGCCAACGAUAUGCUCGAUGGUCUCAUUCUUGAUCUUUGGAAUGAACCUGAUCUCGAGACCUUCUGGUACCCUGCAUGGUCCCAAUACGUGGAAUACAUUGUUCGGGCUACUAAAUAUGUGAGGUCGAACUAUCCUGGUUUACCGGUAGAGUUCCCUUCAGCCGCAAACUCGCCCUCUGAAGACAGUGACAACUGGAACCAAUUAUUUGCAGCCGUUGCAGCCAAUGAUGUGGUGCCGGAUCGAUAUUCGUGGCAUCAGAUUGGGGAUUGGCAGCGCGAACCCGACGUCACGGUGCCUAGCCUUACUGCCUUGAGAGCGGUCCAUUUCCUUCCCGAGAGGCCAAUCGACGUGAAUGAAUAUGCAUGGCCAUCUGAGCAGAAUCCAGCCAACUCUGUCUACUAUAUCUCUCAAUUCGAGCGAUGGGGUAUCCGAGCCCUAAGAGCCAACUGGGGAGGUGGCUCAGAUCUGCAUAACUACAUGGCAAAUUUGAUCUGGACAACUUCUGAGGGGGUGUACUAUCCCAAUGGCGAUUGGCAAGCUUACAAGUACUAUGGAAGCAUGGUUGGGGAGCGCAUUGCCACGAAGGCAUCCGAUGAUCUCAAAUUUGAUUCCUUUGCUGUCGUGUCAGGUGAUGGUCUUCUCCAGAUUCUUGCCGGUACAAGGACCGUUCAACAGGCCUACCAGAUUACUAUUACAGGGCUCAGUGAAUAUGGACUUGCCACGGAAGGAUCGCUCAAUAUACGCACGUUGCGGUUUGAUUGGUCUGGCUCUGAGGUGGAAGUUGGCGAUCCGGUCGACUUGGGUUCUGCUACUUACACGUAUUCUUCCAACGAACUCACCAUCACGUUUGAUCCUCCCUCCAACUCGACGGCUUUCGCUUUUGAAAUUCAACUCUCUUGA